GGUUAGAGGUCAGUGUGGUUCGGCAAAAACGAAGUGUGACGGGACACAGUAAAACAACGCAGCGGAACUAGUUUGUCAUUAUGUCUCUUAAAGCGGGCUUUAGUAAAGGACCUUCAAGGCCGUCAUCGUCUACAAUGGGACCAGCCGAACCAGCAAAGUGUAUUGUCAAACUACAAACGAAGCAGUCACGGAAAUACAGCAUAAUGCAGUUUAACAGAGGAGAUAAUGUGGAUUUGUCCAAAUGGAAACAGGCCAAGAUGGAACGCGAGAACAACAUGAGGGAAUUCAAGAUGCUAAAUCCAGAUAUGCCGACCCAUGGAGCCGGCAGCGAGUUCGGACGUGAGGUGAGGGAAGAGGCAAGGCGGAAGAAGUACGGCGUUGUGGCCAAGAAAUACAAAGAAGAAAACCAACCAUGGAUCCUUAAACAACUGGGCAAUCCAGGCAAGAAGUUCAAGGGUAAAAAGGAAGGUUUGAUCAGUGAGAACUCCAACUACUACAUCUUUAAAAAGCAAGCCGACGGCACCUUUGAAGCCUCGCCGGUUGAUUCUUGGUACAGUUUCACGUCCGUUGCUAAACACAAGACGCUGACAGCUGAGGAGGCGGAGGAGGAAUUCGGAAGGAGAGAUCGCACCUUUAAUUUCUUCACCCUGAUGGUAGAGAAGAGAAUGAAGGAAAGCGCCGGGGAGGAACUGAGCAAGGAGGAUGAGGAAGAGUUGAAGGCCAAGACCAAGACAAGAAAGAAGAAGGUUGAUCUGAGGAUUACAGAAGAUGACGAUUAUCAAGAUCUGAUGACGUCGGAGGAGAGUGAUGCAUACAAUAGUGAUGAUGAUGAACCAGCUGCCAAAUCAAAAUCAAAGAAAAAGGGAGCGAAGAAGAGAAAAAGCAAGAAAAAGAAGCAAGAUUCCGAUGAUGAAGGGGAAGAGGAAAGUGAUGAGGGAGAUUUUGAAGGCAAGGAACUAGACUACAUCUCGGAGGACUCAAGUGAUGAGGAGGAGGAGCAAAAGAAGAUUGACAUCAUGGGUCUUGAUGAAGAGUUACACAAGAUUGAAGAGGAGGAGGAGGAGGAAGAGGAGGAGGACAAAGAGAAAGAAGAGGAGAAAAAAGACGAGAUGAACCGAGGAAAAACCGAGGAGAAAGUCAAAAAGGAAGGGGAGAGCAGCUCCAGUAGUUCAGACUCUGAUGACAGCGACAUCGACGAUAACAAAAUUCACUCAGCUAUGUUAAUGCAGCAGAAGAAACCGUCCAAGAGGCCAGCCACUCCACCUAGCCAGAAAACGCCCUCAAAGACAUCUAGUCGGAGUGCGAGCAGACCGGAGACGCCAACACAGAACGCAAAUACGAACAGCACAGCGACGUCAAGUACACUUUCUGAUGCGGCGAAUAAACUGCAAGACAGAGUAUCAUUAAAGAGGCCAGGUACUGAUGAAGCUCACUCUUCAAAGCGACAUAAAACAGAAGAGAGUGCAUCAGCGUCAAGGAUAGCGGGGAAGGAGACGGUUGGGUUGACCGAGGAUGUCAUAAGACGAUACCUCAUGCGAAAACCCAUGACAACCAAAGACCUCCUCUACAAACUCAAAUCCAAGAAGAUCGGACUCAAGUCAGACGUGCUUGUCAAACAGUUCACUGAAAUCAUAAGGAAGUUGAACCCUCAGCAGACAAAGAUUAAAGGAAAGACGUACUGGUUCAUCAAACAAUGAGAUUACAAUAUUUUCCGCAUUUUUACAUUCUGUUCAAUGACCUGGGUUCUAACCCAACCCUUGGGUCGAUUUCACAAAGAUUGUCCUUAGGAUUAGUCCUAGGACUCUUCCUAAAGUUUAGGAGUUAAUAAACCCCACCAAUCACAAAUUGGUUAUCAAUAAAAUGAUUGCCAAAAAUAUGCACACUGCUUACUUAAAUGAGUUAGGGUUCGAAUCUCACUUUUGUUAAUCACAAACUGGUUAAUCAAAGGGAAGGGUUUUCCCCUUAUCAUUAUUCACACUUAAACUGCUCACCAUUUAUUAUUUUGGGUUCGAUUUCCACCAUGGGAAAUCACAAAAAGGUAUUAAUCAACAAAAUUGAUUGCCAAAUAUCCAUCCCUCUCUUGGUAGUUACAAAGUGGUUAUUCAAGAAGUGAUUGCAUUCCCCACAGCUACACUGCUUAUCUUUUAUUAUUUGGGGUUCGAAUCCCACUCUGUGUAAUCACAAACUGGCUCUUGAAGCUGGUAAUCUCCCUGGCGUUUUCAUAGUUAUUAAUUGUUUCAGUCUACCUUGGGCGAUGUUUUAGAUCAUUGCACCUGCCAUGCUCUCAUAGCAGCAGUUUUCUUCUUUGUGUGUGUGGCCUUGGUUCGAAUCCCCCAAAAUGG
This is a messenger RNA of Asterias rubens (European starfish), 2342 nucleotides long. RefSeq names its product general transcription factor IIF subunit 1-like. Lineage: Eukaryota; Metazoa; Echinodermata; Asteroidea; Forcipulatida; Asteriidae. Gene Ontology annotation, biological process: positive regulation of transcription elongation by RNA polymerase II; transcription initiation at RNA polymerase II promoter. The record is from RefSeq and is a predicted model, not a curated record. Gene Ontology annotation, molecular function: DNA binding; RNA polymerase II general transcription initiation factor activity; TFIIF-class transcription factor complex binding. The transcript is spliced from 13 exons. The coding region runs from base 81 to 1697 and encodes 538 amino acids. Gene Ontology annotation, cellular component: nucleus; transcription factor TFIIF complex.